Penaeus indicus is the source of this 4012-nucleotide messenger RNA. It is a transcript of the gene Arp2, whose product is annotated as actin-related protein 2-B-like. Gene Ontology annotation, biological process: Arp2/3 complex-mediated actin nucleation. The transcript has 7 exons. Lineage: Eukaryota; Metazoa; Arthropoda; Malacostraca; Decapoda; Penaeidae. Gene Ontology annotation, molecular function: actin filament binding. Bases 101 to 1288 code for a protein of 395 amino acids. The record is from RefSeq and is a predicted model, not a curated record. Gene Ontology annotation, cellular component: Arp2/3 protein complex; actin cortical patch.
CCCCCGACCGCUGGCGUAUGUGAACGACCCCCUCUGCCCCACUGCUAUCAGUCACCACCCAAAACACAGGCCCGGAGCGUCGAGGCGAAUUAAUGCCAAAAUGGACAGCAAAGGAAGGAAAAUCAUAGUUUGCGACAAUGGCACAGGGUUCGUCAAAGUGGGAUAUGCCGGCUGCAACUUCCCCGCACACAUCUUCCCCUCCAUGGUGGGGCGCCCCAUCAUCCGAGCCACGAACAAAAUUGGGGACAUCGAAGUCAAGGACCUCAUGGUGGGCGAUGAAGCCAGCAAGCUCCGAUCCAUGCUGGAGGUGACGUACCCCAUGGAGAACGGCAUCGUCAAGAACUGGGAAGACAUGUGCCACGUCUGGGAUUACACCUUUGGCCCGGAGAAGAUGGGCAUCAACCCCAGGGACUGCAAGAUCAUGCUGACGGAACCCCCGAUGAACCCCACCAAGAACCGUGAGAGGAUGCUGGAGGUAAUGUUUGAAACGUACGGGUUUGCUGGAGCUUUCGUGGCCAUCCAGGCUGUGCUGACCCUAUAUGCACAAGGUCUUCAGUCAGGUGUCGUGGUGGACUCAGGCGAUGGCGUCACCCACAUCUGUCCUGUGUAUGAAGGAUUCACACUCCCACAAAUCAGGCGGUUAGAUAUUGCCGGUCGUGACAUCACAGUUUACAUGAUCAAGUUGCUGUUGCUGAGAGGGUAUGCGUUCAACCACUCGGCCGACUUCGAGACGGUGAGAAUGAUGAAGGAGAAGCUGUGUUAUGUCGGCUACAACAUUGAACAGGAACAGAAACUGGCAACGGAAACUACCGUCUUAGUGGAGAAUUACCAGCUGCCAGAUGGUCGUAUCAUUAAGGUUGGUGGUGAGAGGUUUGAAGCACCAGAGGCGUUGUUCCAACCUCACCUCAUCAACGUGGAAGGCCAAGGUAUUGCGGAACUGCUCUUCGACACCAUACAGCGCUGCGACAUUGACAUCCGACCCGAGCUCUACAAGCACAUCGUUUUGUCUGGAGGGUCUACCAUGUAUCCCGGCCUACCGUCGCGCCUGGAGAGGGAGUUAAAGCAGCUUUACCUGGAGAGAGUCUUAAAGGGUGAUGUGGAGAGACUGUCCAAGCUAAAGAUCCGCAUUGAGGACCCCCCAAGGAGGAAGGACAUGGUCUUCAUCGGAGGGGCUGUCCUCGCCGACGUUAUGAAGGACAGAGACAACUUCUGGAUCUCAAGAGAGGAAUAUCAGGAGAAGGGUGUCCAAGCUGCAUUAGAGAAACUCAUGCCUGGCGGAGCUUCAUAAGAGCAGCCGGGUUAGAGGAAGAGAUCGAUCAGUAGUUGUUGCUGAUAUUGUGGUUAUCUUGAUGUCUCCAUGACACUGUUGAAUUUACUUGAUGUCUAAGGCUCAGGCUGGGGUUUUUAUCUUAGGUGGCCAAUGGAAGCAUAAGAAAAUGUCAGUUAUAUUUUAUAUGGUUGUCUUAACGGUCUAUGUAUUUUCAGCCAAUGCCUUAGUAGCGAGGAUGGAUGUGGAAAGCUUCAUUUUUUAAAAUAUGGAAACAAAUACUGUUGCUCUAGCGGGUUUCAACUGUUGUUAUGAAAUGCCAAGUAUUGUUUAAAGAUAUUGCUGUCAUUUCCCUCAAGUUACAGCUCUUCCAUCAGUAUGGGUAUUGCAGUUGAAAUAUUUGCUGCCUAUUGUUUAAAUAUAAAGUUGUUUUAUCUUGCCAUAGAAAAGAUCCUACCGCAGCAUUUUUUUUUCUCUCUCCCUCAUUAUUACUUAGAUAGCAAAUUCUUCUAUUAAUCCGUAGUUUCAUUUUAUCCAUCCUGACACUAAGGCUCAGGCCAGGACUAUGUGUAUUGCCCCUGCGGAUGCCUACCCAACGAGUCCCCAACAUUUCCCUGAUUGUUUGCGACCGUGUUCCAGAACGGGCACCGUAGACAGCCUAUUGAUUUCCGGGAUGCCAUUUAUAAUGGUGAUUCUUGUUGAUGCCCAUGUGAUUAGCGAUUUAGUCAUAAGUUAUUCGUAAUCCCCCAGAAGAAGGAGGGAGUUUUGCCAUACAAAGUCAUAGCACCAACAAAGCACAAGUCGUGAGAGUGAACUUUGGAGAAGGACGUGUAGUGAGCGGUGUUUAAGAUGAUAAAAAGUCUCGCGUCUUCAUUUACUCCAGUAUUGACUCCCUUUCCGUAUGAGAAAAGAAUCAUAAUCGUAAAUAAAAAUGGAACGUAUUUGGAAUUCCGAUGGAUGGUGCUCAUGGAAGGAGAAUGCCAAUGUGCGUUUUAGGGAGAGGGGCUUUGGAUCGAGAUGCAAGAAGAGUUUGUUCAAAACAUUUGUGCAUUUGUUAUGUCAGUGAUGAAUCCAGUGAGGAAAAUUACCCCAAAUGUUUCUCCAGUUCCUAGCAAGGUACCCGGGUGAAUUUGAAUGGAUCAGAAUGUUGAUUUUCUUGUGUUUGAAAUUCAAGAGUUAUUAUGUUGCUUUUUUCAGCAGGUCAAAUUUGGUUUAUUAGUGUAUGGUUUAUUCAGCUUUAGCACUUUUUUUUCUUUUCUUUUCUUUUCUUCAUUUCUUUGGUUCUUUCCACAGUGUGUAUUUUUUAGUGUAUGAUUGUGAAUAUGUACACACACACACCCACACACACACACACACACACAUACAUACAUACAUACAAAUUCACAUUCACAUAAACAUACAAAUACAUAUACAUACACACACAUAAUCCUGCACAAAUUAAAACACAAGCAAACACACACACCCACAUCAUAAACAGAAAAUACAUGUCACAUAACUAAAGAAAAAAGUAAUCUGUUAAUAUUUUUAUAAAUAAAAAGUUAUACUUCACAUAGUGCAGACAUUGAUCCCUCUGAAGGUUAAAGUAGAAAGUUAUAGUAUUAAAUGAUAUUAUGUGUACAGUACGCCAGAUUAAGAUUAUCAUUAAAAGUAACUGCAGUUGUGCAUUGUACUGACAACUAACCACAUGCAGUAUUUGCUUACGUACUACUUAAAUAGGUAAACAGUUAGCCAGGAAAAAGAACUCUCGAGAACAGAGUAUAAUUUAUAGUGCAAUAAGGAAGUCAGACAUUGCAAGGUAAAAAAAAAAGCCGUUGCAGUUGGGUGAUCCAGUAAAAAUAUUCCUUCCAUGCCUUCCGGCUUGGUUGCAAAUGUAGGCCGAUCACCACGAUAACUGUUACGAUGAUGCGCUGUGCAUUGUAACCCUUGUUUUCUAAACAUUGACUUGGCAGAGGUUCCUUAAUUUUACUGGAUGUGUGUAUGUCUGUGUAAAGUCCCAGGAGAGGGAGAGGUAUCGCCUCUGCGCUCAAAGUCUGUUGUUCCAGAACAUAACCUUAAAUGCAUAUCAUGAACAUAUUGCAUCUAUAUUUUGGUAAUUCAUUGAUUGUUUGUUCAUGUUUAAGGCAUUUAGGGUUAAACCAUUAAAAAAAUCUGUCGGGUGAAUAAACAAACAAACAAAAAAGAAAAAUACACAAACAUAUUGCCUAUUUAAAAGAGCAUUUGAGAGAAAAGGUAAUGUUAGUACUUUUGUAUUUAUUUGUUUAUCAGUGUGUAAGUAUAUGUAUUUGCAUAUAUAUAUAUAUAUAUAUAUAUAUAUAUAUAUAUAUAUAUAUAUAUAUAUAUAUAUAUAUAUAUAUAUAUAUAUAUAUAUAUAUAUAUAAUGUAUGAAUAAAUACAUUUUUCUUCCCCAUAUAAGUUGGAGUAAUUGAUUUUUUAUGCCAGAAAAAUUGUUUGAGAAUCACAACAGCUCAAAGUUUUUCAUUUCCUUCUUUAUUCAGAGGUAGAUUAUCAGAUGUCCAUUGUUAUCAGUUUGUAUUGUGUGUAAAGAUAAACAGUGGAUGUUGCAUUCCAAUUUUCGUGCAGUAUUUAUGAUACUUUCAUAUACACGAGUGAUUAUUUUUAGGCGAUGUGUUAAAAGGCUUGGUAAUAUACAGCUUCGAAAAUAAUCUACUUCCUGUUGUGUAAUAAAUUAUAAGGUUUGAUUGUUAACUGAACUUGUAUGUGAUUAAUAAAUGAAAGUAAUCCAAA